Messenger RNA from Myiozetetes cayanensis, 5275 nucleotides. RefSeq names its product RNA sensor RIG-I (gene RIGI). Lineage: Eukaryota; Metazoa; Chordata; Aves; Passeriformes; Tyrannidae. Gene Ontology annotation, cellular component: cytoplasm. Gene Ontology annotation, molecular function: zinc ion binding; double-stranded RNA binding; single-stranded RNA binding. Bases 62 to 2851 code for a protein of 929 amino acids. The record is from RefSeq and is a predicted model, not a curated record. The transcript has 18 exons.
GUUCCGCGCCCGCAGCCGGGACCGGGAGCGGGACCGCUGCCCGUGCUCAGCCGGCCUCGCCAUGACGGCGGAGGAGAAGAGAAACCUGCAGUGCUACAGGCGGUACAUCGAGAGGAGCCUAAACCCCGUCUACAUCCUGAGCAACAUGACGGACUGGCUGUCGGACGAGAUGAAGGAGAGAGUGCGGAAGGAGGAGGAGAAGGGGGUGACGGCGGCCGCCGCGCUGUUCCUGGAUACCGUGCUGCUGCUGGAGGCGGAAGGCUGGCUCCGGGGCUUCCUGGAUGCCCUCGUUGCAGUAGGUUACACUGGACUGGCAGAAGCAAUAGAAAACUGGGACUUCAGCAAACUGGAAAAACUGGAGCUGCACAGACAGCUGUUGAAGCGGAUAGAAGCAACAAUGCUAGAAAUUGAUCCAGUAGCACUCAUGCCUUACAUAAACACAUGCCUGAUAGAGAGGGAGUGUGAUGAGAUCCUGCAGAUUAGUGAAUACAGAAGCAAAGCAGCCGGGAUAACUAAACUCAUUGAAUGUCUCUGUCGCUCGGAUAAGGAAAACUGGCCGAAAAGUCUUCAGCUGGCAUUGGAUAAGGCAGGAUAUUACAAUGCAAGUGAACUGUGGGAUUUAAGAGAAGAUAAUGGCAAGGAUGUUGAUGGUGAAAUGACAGGUGCCUCUGAGAAAUGCUUUGAAACCACGAUGACAUUUGCUGAAGAACCAGAGUGUGAUGAUAAUUUCAGUGAAAAUCUUUCUUCAGUUUCAGGAGUGGUCCAUUGGUCUUCACCUGCUUAUGAACCAAAGAAGGCUCGGAGCUACCAGAUUGAACUUGCACAGCCUGCUAUCAAUGGGAAAAACACAUUGAUAUGUGCCCCUACAGGAUCCGGAAAAACUUUUGUAUCUCUUCUGAUUUGUGAACACCAUUUGCAAAACGUGCCCUCAGGACAAAAGGCAAAAGUUGCCUUUCUUGCAACCAAAGUGCCAGUGUAUGAACAACAGAAAAAUGUAUUCAGGCAGCAUUUUGAAAGAAGUGGAUAUUCUGUUCAAGGAAUAUGUGGUGAAACAGUUGCAAAUGUCUCUGUAGAACACGUUAUACAGGACAGUGACAUCAUUGUGCUCACGCCCCAGAUUCUUGUGAAUAGCAUCGAGACUGGGAUCCUUAGCUCUCUCUCCAUCUUCACUCUGAUGAUAUUUGAUGAGUGUCACAAUACCACAGGCAACCACCCUUACAAUAUGUUAAUGACCAGAUACUUGGAACAAAAAUUUGACUCCUCUGCAAAAUCACUGCCUCAGAUUGUAGGUUUAACUGCUUCUGUUGGAGUUGGGAAUGCCAAGACCAUCAAGGAAACGAUAGAACACAUAUGUACCCUUUGCUCCUGCCUUGACAUACAGGCCAUAUCCACUGUCAGAGAGAACAAAGAGGACCUGCAGAGAUUUGUAAACAAGCCAGAAUCACAUGUCAGAUGGGUUAAAAUGAGAGCUCAGAAUCACUUUGCAGACAUUAUCUCAGGUCUGAUGUCUGAGACAGAGACGUUGAUGAGGAAGAUUUACUCAGAGGAUACUAUCUCCCAAACCAACAAGAAUUAUUUUGGAACACAGAAAUAUGAACAGUGGAUAGUUCACACUCAGAAGAAAUGCAGACUGUUGCAGGUGGCAGAUAAGGAGAAGGAGAGCAACAUUUGUAGAGACCUCUUCAUUUGUACCGAGCACUUGCGGAAAUUCAAUGACGCUCUCAUUAUCAGUGAAGAUGCACGCAUCGAAGAUGCUUUAGCCUACCUAAAGGAAUUUUUCACAAAUGUAAAAAAUGGACCAUAUACAGAGUUAGAGAAGCGACUGACGGACAAAUUUCAAGAGAAAGAACCAGAACUGACUGCCCUUUCAAAAGAUGAAUCAAAUGAGAAUCCCAAGCUGGAAGAGCUUGCUUCCAUCCUGGACGAAGCAUACCGCUAUAACCCACAAACUCGCACUAUUCUCUUUGCCAAGACAAGAGCCUUAGUAGCUGCUUUGAAGAAGUGGGUGGAAGCAAACCCUCUGCUUAGCCACAUAAAGCCAGAUGUGUUGAUGGGUCAGGGAAGAAAAGAAUAUAAAACAGGUAUGACCCUGCCAAUGCAGAAGGAGGUGCUGGAUGCAUUCAAAACUGACAAAGACAGCAGACUACUAAUUGCUACAUCUGUUGCUGAUGAAGGCAUCGACAUUUCUGAGUGCAACCUUGUUGUGCUCUAUGAAUACUUUGGUAACAUCACCAAAACGAUCCAAGUCAGAGGUCGUGGAAGGGCAAAAGACAGCAAGUGUAUCCUUGUGACAAGCAAGACAGAAGUGGUUGAGAAUGAAAAACAGAACCAUUAUAAGGAAGAAAUGAUGAAUGCAGCUAUUGAAAACCUGCAGAACUGGGAUGAAACAACAUUUGCAAGAAAGAUACGUGACCUGCAAAUGAAGGAAAAGGUAUUACGAGAUUGCAGGAAGAAAGAAACUAUAAAACAUGAAGUAGUGGAAGGGAAAAAAAAUCUUCUGUGUGGAAAAUGCAAAGCCUAUGCCUGCUGUACAGAUGACAUCAGAAUUAUAAAGGACUCUCACCACACUGUCCUAGGAGAUGCAUUCAAGGAGCGUUACAUAACAAAGCCUCACCAGAAACGACAUCAAUUUGAUGGUUUUGAGAAAAAAAGCAAGAUACAUUGCCAAAAAACUAUCUGCCAGCAUGACUGGGGGAUCACAGUGAAGUACAAGACAUUUGAUAAUCUACCAAUCAUCAAAAUCAGAAGUUUUGUGGUAGAGGACGUUGAAACUGGGACACAAAUGGAUUUUCAGAAAUGGAAAAAUAUUAAUUCUUCUUUGAAGAAUUUUGAUGAAGAAACAUCCAGCUGAACUCAUCAUUUUAAUGGAAAUAUCACCCUAGUGCACUCAGCUGAAAUAGUGAAUGAUCAUUUUUCAUGUAUAAAAAACCUUUGUUCUUUAUGCUGAUACGCUGGGCUCCUCGUCCACAUCUGGCUGGAUUAUAAAAGGCUAGUAUGGCCACUAAAAAAAAUUUGCUAUAUAAUGAAAUAUUUCACUAGAAGUUUCAUAAGAACAAUAAACAGGGGUCUUAGCAUCUACAUCCGAAUCCUUGUAGCUAUGAAGAAGCUGGUCUGCAAAAAAAUAAGAUCAAGAUGAAUGACUAACAUGAAACAUCCAACUUUAGGUGACAGGCCACAACUGCAAGAAUUUUUGUGGGAAACAGCAUCUUCUUUGUUACUACUACUGGCUGAAUUACACCUCCGUGCAGACAACAUGGCUUACACAUACUAACACUUCAGGCACUACUCUAGCUACUUUAAAAAAAUUACUUUUAAUGUUUUAUAUAUCUAUAUAUAUUCCUUCUCUCUACUCAGAUUCAAGACUUUUGUGGGAAAAAUAGAAAUUGCUACAAUUAUGAAACAUUGUUAUACUUGUACCCUUUAAAGCACCUGCUGAUUCUACACAUUUUCAAUGAGCUUAAUAUUCAGUAUUUCUGGAACCAGGAAGAAAGGUAUUUGCAGUUCACUUUAUGCAUUUGAUAGUGUAGUAAGGUAUGUACGUAGAAGAAUUAUGUGUCCAAACCACCUGAACUCCGAAAAAAACCCCCAAAACCCACCUCGAAAAGGAACAUAAUUUAAGAGUCCAAAAAUGAUUUAAACUACCUAAAUCCUAGUCAGUGAGGCCUGCAGUGUUCUGUUAAAGUGUUGUGUGGCAUUAAAAGCAAAAGAACUUUUUAAGCACUGCUUCAUGUUCCACCCCAUGCCCUUUACUGUGAAAGCUGUAUGCACUUGAACAAUGAAUAAAGAUGAUUUAUGUUUGGAUAAUGCCUUCCCUCCAAAAAUGCUAAGAAUAACAGGCUUUUGAAAAAGGCCAUUUUAACACUUUCUAAUUAAAAGUACUUGGAAAAUGACCUUAAGUCCUUAAGUAUCAGAUUGCUCUGUGGAAGGACCAUCCACUUUGGGAUUUUUGGCAUAAAAAAAUAAUUAGCCCUCAAUUUCACAGCUUACAGUAAUAACUACUGGGAAGUUACAGAAUCUGAGAAGUUUUGGUAUUUUCCUGUUCUUUGAAAACAAGAAAUUCAGACUAAGACAACUUUGCAGCUCAGCCUGAGUAAGUAAUAAAGGUUGACAGGGUAACACAUUAAAAGAAUUCAAAUUGAUAUAACAAGCCUUCCCUUCAGUACACAGUGGAGAUGAGAUGUUGGGAAGAACACCAGCACAUAAUCUGGCCUUUGAGAACAUCUGAUUUUUAAAUUUUUUUUUCAUUGAACCCAACCUUGCAUAUUUAUUACUAAGACUGUGACCAUAUUAACAACUCUCUGUUAAGAUGUUUCACAGAAUCACAGAACAACUGAGGUUGGGAGGGAUCUCUAGAGGUCACCUUGUGACCCAAGGCAGUUUGCCCUGGACAAUGGCCAGACAGUAUCUGAACACUUUCAAGGAUGGAGACAACACACACACACACCCCCCCAGGCUCUCUUGUGCAGUCUCUUCCUGUCAGUGCUUGGUUCCUCAGAGUGAAACCAUGUUUCCUAAUGUUCACAGGGAACCUCCAGUGUUUCAAUUUGUGCCCACUGCUUCUUGCUCUGUCAUUAGGCACCACUGAAAAGACCAUGGCUGCACAUUCUUUUGUGCCCUCUAUUCAGGUAUUUGUACACAAACAGUGGAGAUGUCCCUGAGCCUUCUCUUUACUGGACUCAACAAUCCUGGCUCUCUCAGCUUGGCCUCAGGAGAGAUGUUCCAGACCCUGCAACAUCUUAGUGGAGGUCUCUUGGUUGCAAUCAAGCAGGUACAGUGCAAUAUCUAUCCCCUCCUUUGGUCUCUUGACUUCUUUCAGAACUAUUUAAAUAGUUAUUUUUUAUCCAGAAACAGCUGGAGCUGACUGCACUAAAAAUACAUUAGGAUAUAACUUUGAAAGAAUUUCCCCACUAUAUUACUUGCUGCUGCAGUUGCUAUAAAUAUAGUUAAGAUGAGAAUUAGUACCAUAACCUUGUCUAUCUCCAAGUAACAGGAGAUUUGUUACCACCAUGAACAGAUUCAUGUGGUAUUGUUGAAUGGGCAGUACUGACUUCAGUGAAUGCACUGGUGUAAGUGCUGGUUGCUAACUACCAUAAAAAUUGCUGAUGAGGAUCUUGAAAUUAUGGAGAUUGUCUUCUUGAGGGCACAAAACAGAGGGAAGUACAUCACACCAGUCUUCUGUUGGGUUACAGAAGACUACCAGUAUCUGAUAGUAUUUCUAUUCAUCCUGUCUCAUGCAGGCUCUUUAAUAAAACAAAAAUGAAACAUGAGAAGUCGA